AUGCUGGAUGUGGUAUGCGUUUUCAAGAAUGCAGGAUCGGGAUUCAAACUCUCGGGGCCGCCGAAUAUCUCGACCGGUUCGCCCUCACCGUCACUGAAAAGAUUCAUUCUCAAAUACAUAAGUCGGUAUAAGCAACAGAUCUGGGAGUUUCGGAAUUUCGCACAGCCACCUUCGAGAAUACCCAUCCUGCACCGUACGCCAACUAGAUAUCCCACAAGUAUCCUCAGCACCACCGCCGUCCAGCUGCAUCCUCCCCUGCAAAUAUCCUAUCACGCCAAAACCCAGCCACCACCCUCCAACUCUCAGCAAACAGGACCUCUGCGCCCCUCGCCGCGCCUUCCUCAGCUUCGAACCUUCCCUACAAUCGCAAAUGUUCUCCCUCCUCCGCCCACAAUCCGCGCAGAUGAUGCAUACUACCAGACGCUGCUCGCGGCCUCUGGCGGAAGUACCAAACAGACCUACACGUCAAGCGCAUCAUGGGCACCGCGCGCCUGUGCUGGCUCCAACGACUCUCCCGCGAAGAAGUCAUGA
Messenger RNA from Trematosphaeria pertusa, 531 nucleotides. RefSeq lists its product as uncharacterized. Lineage: Eukaryota; Fungi; Ascomycota; Dothideomycetes; Pleosporales; Trematosphaeriaceae. The transcript has a single exon. The record is from RefSeq and is a predicted model, not a curated record. The coding region runs from base 1 to 531 and encodes 176 amino acids.